This is a messenger RNA of Toxorhynchites rutilus septentrionalis, 806 nucleotides long. Its product is annotated as acyl-coenzyme A thioesterase 13-like. Bases 156 to 605 code for a protein of 149 amino acids. The transcript is spliced from 2 exons. Gene Ontology annotation, molecular function: fatty acyl-CoA hydrolase activity. The record is from RefSeq and is a predicted model, not a curated record. NCBI's taxonomy places the organism in Eukaryota, Metazoa, Arthropoda, Insecta, Diptera, Culicidae.
UGUAGAAUCAAAACAAAAAUGAAACCAUCACUCGAGCGCAGGAUUGUUGAUUUUCGAUUUCAGUAGUGAUUUACAUCCAGUUUUGAACGCGUCGAUUUACGUAACAGUUCCCACAAUAAAGUUUCCGGCUGCCAAUUGUCGAAUUGUCGAUAAGGAUGUCUGCGAAAAAGGGACUCGAAUUUCUACGUGCUGUUUCAAGCUACAUGACUAAAACCAAUGGUUAUGAUAGGUGUUUACAGCAGCUCAAAAUGGUCAGCGGAGGUGAUGGGAAAUGUACGGCCGAAUUCAAAGUCGCCGAAGAACAUCUCAACCGGGCGGGUGGACUGCACGGUGGGUUCACCGCGACCAUUGUAGACGUCGUAACAACGUACGCACUGAUGACAAAAGAUAACUGCCUGCCCGGGGUGUCGGUCGAUAUCCACGUGACGUAUCUGAAGGCCGCGCGGGAAGGUGACGAUGUUGUUAUCGAUGCCAACACUAUCCGGGCUGGGAAGAAUUUGGCCUUCCUAGAGUGUGAGCUACGGCACAAGAAAGAUAAUUCGGUCAUCGCCAGGGGACAACACACAAAGUACAUCGGUAGCGGGGGUGGUAAGCCAAAGGAAUAGUAAUUGGCGGAGGGCUUUCUUUCAGCGUGUAGUAAAAUUUAAGAAAAAAAUCCGAUAGCAAUUCGAAAAGAGGAUAAAAGUUGUAAUCAUGUUUAUUGAUUCAAAUUUGUUGUAUUGUUUUGUGCAAUGCAAUGGUUGCAGUUUCAUUUUCAAUGUGAAUCACCUUUUUUGUUGUUGUUGGUAAAACUAGUUUUGAACUUG